AUGUACCAGGCUGAGAAGUUCAUCCUUGAAAUCUCAAAGGUUAAGCGGUAUGCGCCUCGCAUGGAGAGUCUGGUGUACAAGUUGUCCUUCACUUCACGUAGUGCGGAGCUCUCGGCCUCGUUAUCCCAUCUACAGAAAGCAGGCGAGGAGGUCAAGGGGAGUCGAUUGCUCAAGAUUUUGCUGGCUAUGGUGCUCAAGCUGGGCAACACCCUGAACGGCAGCGGCGAAGACAACGGGAUCAAGGGAUUCACGGUGGACUCGCUGCUGCGAUUGGGGCACACGAAGGCUGUGAACCAGAAGACGACGGUGCUUCACUACCUCGUCCGGCUCGUGAAGAAAAACCAUCCCCAGGUGCUCGACUUCCAGGCCGAGCUGCGAAGUGUCCCUUUCGCAGCGCGCGAAUCCUUCGACACUGUUGACGAAGAGUACAAGAAGCUGGAGAGGGGGCUCACGAGUCUCAACAACGAGCUGGCACUUCUGGAAAAGCAAGCGGUCGAGAGCCUGGGGCUGGAGGUCACGAUCAAGUCGAUGCAGACUGCCGCCUCCGAAAUCGAGGCACAGAUGAAGGCGCUGAAAGAAGGGAUCGACCGAGCAAGGGAGGUGUCAAGUGUGCUCGACUACUUUGGUGAAGACCCGAAGCGAAACCCGACGGAAUUCUUCACAACACUGGCGUCAUUUUGCACGCAUGAGGCCCCAGCCAAGCCGAGCAACGGAACAACUUUGAAGGUGUCGCGUCCGAUUCUGGAGCGAUCGCAGACCGAACGCGCGCUCGACACACGACAUUCCAACGAAAACUAA
Phytophthora sojae is the source of this 798-nucleotide messenger RNA. RefSeq lists its product as hypothetical. Bases 1 to 798 code for a protein of 265 amino acids. The transcript has 3 exons. NCBI's taxonomy places the organism in Eukaryota, Oomycota, Peronosporomycetes, Peronosporales, Peronosporaceae. The record is from RefSeq and is a predicted model, not a curated record.